AUGGUAAAUGCUUACAAAUUGUGGAAAAACGAAGUUUCUCGAUUAUGGCUGACGAGCUCUUUCUUACUUGUGGGCAUAAUACAUAUGAUCAGUAGUGGUCAAGCCACUGCCUCUUUAAACUAUCCGCAUAUUGUGCCGGACGUGAGUAUGCACAAUAUAAUACCGAAUGGCAAAGAAAAUAGUUUAACGGAAACAAAAACGCUGCAAAAUUUAACUUGGCAGCAUUUUAAUUACGGUGCAAAAUCACCAACUAAUAUUGACAGUGAAAAAUUGAGUAAAACCAUAAUUCAGAGCCUUGCAUUAAUAUUACAGGAGACAUUAAUGUCACUCGGUACAAGCAAUGUUACGAUCCAAACGAACUUUAAACCUGUAAUGCUUACUAUUUAUAUCAUUGCCAACACUAUUUCCCCAUCGAAUACACAGUGGCUCAAAGAUACGCGAAAUCCAAAUGAUUUACUGCAGGCAGACAAUGCAAGAUUUCUUAGCCGUGAAAGUCUAUUUAAUCUAUAUAAUGAGGCUUAUGGAGUUGAAAUAAAAGCCACACAGCAAGGCUACCAAGAGCUACUAUUCACAAAAACCGAAACAAAUCAAGAAAACAUGAAAACUUGCCAGUCUUGUCAAUUGCGUGAAAAAGCGAAAAUCAGGAGCAUCGAAUCCAUUAAGCAUCAAAUUUUAAUGCGCUUGCAGUUAUCACGAUUACCUAAUAUAACUAAACCCAAUACGGUUCCACAUAUCAUUAUAGACAAGUUUUAUAGAAACUUUAAUAGUGCUCGUGCAAGCAAACGAAAUAUUGCUCACUAUUAUACCGAAUUUGAUACUAUGAAACUUGUUACAAACGAUUUGUUCCAUAAUUCACAUACCUUUGUUCGAGGACUAACUCAUACUGAAGAAAAUGUUGCACUUCCGCCUUCAUAUACCAAAUUAGCCGCAACCCAUGCAACUCAAUAUCAGUUUGGCCAGCAACGACCUUUUGAGCUAUCAAAUACGAAGACCAAAUAUCAAUCGUUUCAUAGACUACACAGUAAACAUGGACAUUUUACUAUUACUUCGAGAGAUAACCGCGAUAAUUUGUCGGAUGGGACUGAUUUUGAGCACGAGGAAGAAGAUGUAGAUAUACAAAAUGAUGGUGAAGGACAUAGGUAUAAUAAUUAUCAGCAGCAAAUUCGCCACAUUAAUAGGAAAAGAGAGCAGCAGAUUACAGAAGACCGGGCAAAAUUAUAUCAACAAAAAAAAAGUCUUACUUACAGUGGAAAUGAUAACAGCUAUGAUACCUAUCAUGAUAAUAUUGGAGAUAUAGAUCAUGAAUCGUACUCGCACGUUAACGCAAUGUAUAUUUUUCCAACAGCUCCUCGCGUCCGGCAUAAUCGAAGAUGGGAAAUAAUAAAUUUUAAAUUUGAUCAUAACGAUUUGACAAUAGUUCGAACAAUAAUUCAUCUUUAUAUUCGAGGACGUGAAUGGAUGCGUGAGCAUUGUCCUGAGAUUUUGGAACAAAAGCAGGCCGAUGGUAGAAUUAAAAGCCGAAGCGAUCUUGUCAUUAUGAUUCAUCAUGUCGCACAGCGUUCAAAUAACCAAAACAUUACUUAUACGUUAAAGUUAGUGGAGAGCCGCCAUCGAAUACCAUCCGGUUUAGGGCAAUGGCUGCAAUUCGAAAUAAAAAAAAAACCAAUAAACUGGCUGAAUCAAGACUCGGUAAUAAUGUCACUUGCAAUUAAGACACAAGAGUCGUGGAUGAGGCCGUUUUUAGCAAUCGACACAGAGGAUGCACAGAACAAACAAUUCCCACUAUAUAUUGAAGCGCUGAUUAAGCAACCCCGUCGGAGAAAACGAAGCACAUCAUUGGAUUGUCAAGAGAGUGAUCACGAAGUUCGUUGCUGUCGAUAUCCCUUGAAAGUAAAUUUUACUAAUUUUGGGUGGAACUUUGUUGUGGCGCCGACAUCAUUUGAUGCAUAUUUCUGUAAUGGGGAGUGUAAAGUAGGGUAUUUGGAACAGUAUACUCAUACACAUAUCGCCUCUUUAACAACUUCAGCAACACCCUGCUGCUCGCCAACCAAAAUGAGUCCUUUGAGCUUACUUUAUUUCGACCAAGAUCAUAAUUUAGUAUUAAGUACCAUACCUAACAUGUCAGUGGAGAAAUGUAGUUGCUCAUAAGAAAAUCAUAAAUUUAAAACCACUAUUUUAACAUUUGUUCGAAUAGCUGAAACCCUUUUGAUGGUGUUGACAUCCAGCUAUUUAUGUAUUGUCUGCAGAAGAGGAUCCAGUGCUGAUCCGACAAGGAUAAAUGUUGACGACAAUACCAAUUUAAAUUAUACUCGAUAAAAUUUACAAAUAGGUAUAAGUAUUAGGUAAUUAAAUUUGACCACGUAAAUUACAAGCUACAAAAUUUGAUAUUUCCCCUCAAAUUAUUUGACAACGAAUGAACUAAAUAGCUUUUAAGAAAUAUAAAUUGUUUCAAUAGACAAAUAUGUAUAUAUUGUUAUAGUAUUAUAAAGAGUAACUGAUAGAAUUGAGCGACAUGAGAGUAACUUAACCUUGAACAAUACAAAUACAUCUAUGUGAAUUUCAUUCAAAGGUGAUUUAGUAUGGGAAAAAUAGAAUGAAAAUAUGAUAUGUAGAGCAGAGCUGCCCUUAUAUUCUAGCUCGGUAGUAGCUCUGCAAUAACAUUCCAUUGAAUCUUUCCCGAGCUUCUAAAGCGGCUAGCUUACUGGCUAGUCGGCAUAGUAUUCUUUGACUGGUUUUAACGAAUACGGUUUGAGCAUGACCAUCUUUUGCUUUGAUGACAUCUUCUAUGACACCUUUCAUCUACUGGCUACGUGGCAUACUUACUUAUUUUACUAGCGUAGACACCGCUUACGUGAUUAUAGCUGAUUUAACA
This is a messenger RNA of Ceratitis capitata (Mediterranean fruit fly), 2872 nucleotides long. RefSeq names its product Growth/differentiation factor 8 (gene myo). Bases 1 to 2148 code for a protein of 715 amino acids. Gene Ontology annotation, biological process: SMAD protein signal transduction. The record is from RefSeq and is a predicted model, not a curated record. Lineage: Eukaryota; Metazoa; Arthropoda; Insecta; Diptera; Tephritidae. Gene Ontology annotation, molecular function: cytokine activity; growth factor activity. Gene Ontology annotation, cellular component: extracellular region. The transcript has 3 exons.